This is a messenger RNA of Trametes versicolor FP-101664 SS1, 1977 nucleotides long. RefSeq lists its product as uncharacterized. The transcript is spliced from 21 exons. Bases 1 to 1890 code for a protein of 629 amino acids. NCBI's taxonomy places the organism in Eukaryota, Fungi, Basidiomycota, Agaricomycetes, Polyporales, Polyporaceae. The record is from RefSeq and is a predicted model, not a curated record.
AUGCCUCCCAGUACUGAGGAUAACAUUUCGACUCUGUCGGUGGUCUCCCAUGAUCCCUCACCGGACACAAUCACUAGCCUCGUGAGGCGUGUCAAGAUCAUGACCUUGAAGCUACUUCCCGUCGAAGUUCCCCUGGAUAGCAUUAGCGAUCCUACCAGCCGCAUUAUUACGCCGCAGGUAAUAAAUGCCUACAUGGAUGCGGCGGGAGACUUCAUGGAAGCGUUGCCGUACUGUUUGUUGCGCGCACGAAAAGAAUUCGUAUACGAGGCCAACCACAAUCCGGCUGACUAUGACGAAAACCAAGGCAGAGCCACCGCUUGUGAGGUGCUCGCUCGGCGCGUCGUUCACCAGGCUCCGCCGGAGAAGAUCCCCGCUAUCAUGUCUAUGCGCUUCCGUCACAAGGAGAUAGACGGUGAUGUGAGCGGCCGCAUAAGUGCGCUUGAGAUGGCUAUCGACUCGCACUGCACAAUAUUUCUGUCUUCGAGCGAAGCCCAAGAUGGCAAGUAUUUCAUUGGCAUCAUACAGGACCUCUGGAGUGGGCGCACAGUACAGGUUUACGAUGAUGACGGCUCCGUCAGCUUUGUUCCGUAUAGCGAGGUCCUAUAUGACGGCUUCUGGAGUCACCUCACACCAGCCCGGCUGGGUGUCCCUAGGUAUCAAAACAUUUUCCGGAUCGCCGUUUGGUUCCUCUUCCUAUUCUCCUACUCUCAGGCAGUACGGGAACCUCUCGAUAAACUGAACCGAGACCACGACGAUCUCGACGAAUGGGAGAUCGUCAUGUACGUCCUGGCACUGGCAUUCUCUCUGGAAGGCAGGCCCAUACCAUGCCCUAUUUACAAGAUCCUCAAGCUCGUGUCUUGGCGCGCAUUUGGCUUCUGGCACAUCGUCUCAACCACCAUAGACAUCCUACUCACCGUUGCAUUCACACUACGCGUAGUUGGGCUGGCGUCGGCGGGAGACCAGUCUCUGUCCUUGCGUCUACGGAGUUUCCAGUGCCUGAGUUUCGCUGCGCCACUUCUUUGGACCUAUUCUGACGAAUUCUCAGAAUUGAUACCCAUCUUCGACGGCUAUAAGUUCAUCGGAACAAUGCAGAUUUGCGUCGCUCGUAUGCUCAAGGAGUCCGGGUUCUUCUUUUGCCUGCUGGCCCUCCUCGGCAUCGGCUUCUUACAAGGCCUGUAUGCCCUGGACGCUGCUGACGGCCAAACGGACCACCCUACGGAGAUCCUGCACGGCUUAAUUCAAGCCCUGUUGCAGUCACCGAACUAUGACAUGUUCAAGGCCUCACCGCUUGGACUUGCGCUAUACUAUCUCUGGAAUGUGGCGACAGCCGUCGUAUUGCUCAACGUCCUCAUUUCCCUCUUCUCGUCUGCAUACGAGGAUGUGGUAGAGGACGCAGCAGCGGAGUACUUGACCUACUUCGCAGGCAAGGUGAUCAGUAUGAUCAGGGCGCCGGAUGAGUUCAUCUACCCGCCGCCGUUCAACAUCCUCGAGAGCUUCUUCAUCGCACCCCUUGAGUUCUUCGUGAGCUCGAGGGUGUACGCGAAGAUCAACCGCUACGUGAUGCUCACGAUAUUCUUCCUCCCGCUCUGCAUGAUCGCGCUGUACGAGGCGCAGUUGGACCCGGCGAAGAACCACUGGAUCAAGGACUGGUUCAGCUCGCCGGACGAGGGCGGCGAAGACGCGCCGCACUACCAGGACCCGGAGGUGACCGGGGCGGACGCCGCGCGCGGGCUGAAGAUCAGCAAGAAGCAGUUCAAGGAGAUCAUCGCGGCGUUCCCGGAUACCACACAUUCGGGAGAGGCGGUGAUCAUCUCGGAGGUCAAGGAAUUGAAGGCGGAGGUGGCGGAACUGAAGCAGAUGAUCGCGGCGCUGACCGCAAAGCUCAGCUGAGCUCCCACACUGCUAGAGGCUGAGGUGACGGCGCAUGCUGCACAUCUACCCAUCCACAGUGCCUUCAUUUACGACGGACACCACAAC